AUGUCCGCCAAGUCUAUCUUCGAGGCCGACGGCAAGGCCAUCCUCAACUACCACCUCACCCGCGCUCCGGUCAUCAAGGCUACCCCUCUUCCUCCCUCCUCCACACACAACCCGCCUCCUCGCCUGGCCUCCCUCCAUUUCCCUGAUGACAAGACCGUCAAGGAUGUCCUCGACCAAGCUGAGGUCAUCUACCCGUGGCUCCUGAUCCCCGGCUCUAAGUUUGUCGCGAAGCCCGAUCAAUUGAUCAAGCGUCGAGGCAAGUCCGGCCUCCUCGCCCUCAACAAGACCUGGGCGGAGGCUCGUGAAUGGAUUGAGGCUCGCGCCACCAAGGAAGUUCAGGUUGAGCAUGUCACAGGAGUGCUGCGCCAUUUCCUGGUGGAGCCCAUGGUUCCCCACGAUCAGUCGAGCGAGGCUUACGUGUGCAUCAACUCCGUCCGUGAGGGCGACUGGAUUCUCUUCUACCACGAGGGUGGUGUCGAUGUUGGUGAUGUCGAUGCGAAGGCCGAGAAGCUCCUCAUCCCCGUCGACCUGAAGAAGUUCCCCUCCAACGAGGAGAUCGCCGCCGCGCUGCUGAGCAAGGUGCCCAAGGGCAUCCACAAUGUCCUGGUGGACUUCAUUUCCCGCCUGUACGCCGUCUACGUCGACUGCCAGUUCACUUACCUGGAGAUCAACCCUCUGGUUGUCAUCCCCAACGCCGAUGCCACCUCCGCUGACGUCUACUUCCUCGAUCUGGCGGCCAAGCUCGACCAGACCGCGGAGUUCGAGUGUGGCACUAAGUGGGCGGUUGCCCGCAGCCCCGCCGCCUUGGGUCUGCCCACCCUCGCGUCCACCGACGGCAAGGUCAACAUCGACGCUGGUCCGCCGAUGGAGUUCCCCGCCCCCUUCGGCCGUGAGCUGAGCAAGGAGGAGAAGUUCAUCUCUGACAUGGACGCCAAGACCGGUGCCUCGCUCAAGCUCACCGUUCUCAACGCCCACGGCCGUAUCUGGACCCUGGUUGCCGGUGGUGGUGCUUCCGUUGUCUACGCCGACGCCAUUGCCUCCGCUGGCUUCGUCAGUGAGCUCGCCAACUACGGCGAGUACAGUGGUGCUCCUAGCGAGGGAGCUACUUACUCCUACGCCAAGACUGUCCUGGACCUGAUGCUGCGUGCCCCCAUGAACCCUGAGGGUAAGGUCCUCUUCAUCGGCGGUGGUAUUGCCAACUUCACCAACGUCGCCUCCACCUUCAAGGGUGUCAUUCGCGCCAUUCGCGAGGUCGCUCCUGUGCUCGUCGAGCACAAGGUCCAGAUCUGGGUCCGUCGUGCUGGUCCCAACUACCAGGAGGGUCUGAAGAACAUCAAGUCCACUGGUCUCGAGCUCGGCCUGGACAUGCACGUGUACGGCCCCGAGAUGCACGUGUCUGGUAUCGUGCCCCUCGCUCUGCUGGGCAAGAAGACCGAUGUCAAGGAAUUCGGCGCAUAA
Messenger RNA from Penicillium canariense, 1458 nucleotides. RefSeq names its product putative ATP citrate lyase subunit (Acl) (gene aclA). NCBI's taxonomy places the organism in Eukaryota, Fungi, Ascomycota, Eurotiomycetes, Eurotiales, Aspergillaceae. Gene Ontology annotation, biological process: succinyl-CoA metabolic process; tricarboxylic acid cycle. Gene Ontology annotation, cellular component: succinate-CoA ligase complex. Bases 1 to 1458 code for a protein of 485 amino acids. The record is from RefSeq and is a predicted model, not a curated record. Gene Ontology annotation, molecular function: succinate-CoA ligase (ADP-forming) activity. The transcript has 3 exons.